Drosophila willistoni is the source of this 3213-nucleotide messenger RNA. RefSeq names its product nose resistant to fluoxetine protein 6 (gene drd). Lineage: Eukaryota; Metazoa; Arthropoda; Insecta; Diptera; Drosophilidae. The coding region runs from base 422 to 3001 and encodes 859 amino acids. Gene Ontology annotation, molecular function: acyltransferase activity, transferring groups other than amino-acyl groups. The record is from RefSeq and is a predicted model, not a curated record. The transcript is spliced from 9 exons.
UGGUUUUGAAAUUCGGUAUCUGCGGGCAAGACACAGAUUCAGCACACACACACACAAACAAACACACACAGUCGAUACAUACGAUCGUUAACGCUGAACGCUCUUCGGUAUGCUUGGCGGCACUUGGUCAAAUCAGUUGACGUUGAAUGUUUCGUCUUAGCGGUCGUUUUAAUCUAUCGCUGGCCCCCCCCAAAAUAAAAAGCCAACCACGAAAAUAAAAGAAACAUAAAUUGAAAUUGCAAAGUUCUUCUUCCCUACGAUAUCAUUUCUUCAUCAUUUAAUUUUUUGUUCUUGUGCUCCUGUCUGUGUCUCUGUGUGUUGUGUGAUCCUUUUCAUCUGUGAUUAUGUGCCAGUUGUUGUUGUUCUAACAGUUUUUGAUUAGAAAGAGAGUGAAUGAGAGAGAGAGAGAGAGAGAGAGAAAAUGCUGUUGCCAAUAUUAUUAAUAAUAUCAGCUUUGGUUGGCCAUGGCCAGGCUAUGAAUGGAGCCGCUGCUGCUGUAUUGAAUCCUACCUGCAGUUUAAAGGAUAAUUGCAAUUUGGGUGAUAAUCUUUUGGCCACACCGGAAAAUGCUGAGGCGUCUAAUGACAAAUUGGAAAGCCAAAUUGCUUCCAUAUUCGAGGAUAAGGUCAAUUAUAGUUUGAAAUUAUUUGCCGAUGAUGCGACAGCAACACAAACGGCAACAACAACAACAACGACAACAGUUCUUGAAUUGUCAGGAAAUUUGAGUGAUCAUCAUCAUCAUCAAUUAAUAAGCGAUGGCAAUUUCACCAUAAGUCAUUUGAAAUCGAACGAAACGGAGAGAAAAGAGCAACAGGAUCAGGAACAGGAAGAAGAUCAAAUAGAGAAUGAUGAAAGAGUUUAUCUUUACAAUAUUGGCAAACGAUUUCUGGCCAUCUCACAACCUUUUGAUGCCUCACGAAAUCCCGAUGCCUCAACCCAAUGUCGUAGUCAGAUGCGGCAAUAUUUGGAUGCCUUGGACAACUUUGAUUUAUGGGCCUUGAAGAUGCAUGAUGCCAGUGGUAAAUUGAAUUCGGGCAUAUUGAAUGGAAAUAUAAAUCAACCUGGUGACUUUGAUCAAUGCAUGGGUAUACGUCAAAAGGUCCGGCAACAACACCGACGACCCUAUGACCAUCAUAACAAUGACUCUGGCGAUACAAUUAUACGUGGACAAUAUUGUUUGGCCUAUGCCCAGCCCGUCUUGCCACACAAAUCAAAACGUUUGCAAACAUUCUUCAAGCUAUUGCAAUCCCACGGACCCUUCAAAAGCGAAUUUAACGAUCCCGGUCAUCGAGUACCUCGUUAUUCUCUUAUCAAUUGGGGUAUCUGCGUGCCAGCUGGCUGUACGGCACGAGAUGUUGAAUAUAGUGUGGCCGAGUAUCUGAACAAUCAGACGGCUUUCACGGGCAUUAGUUUCAAUGUGCGUGUUGAGCCACAAAUGUGUCAAUCCAAGGAUCAAGAGCCCUGGGAUCGCAAUACCACUUGGGCGGUGCGUUUCUUUGUCCUCAUACUCUCGGUGGCCAUACUAUCAACUAUUUACGAUCGAUGCACCAAAGCGCAGUCACAGCAAAAUGCCUGGUGCACCGUCUUCUCUUUGGACAAGAAUCUACGUUGGCUCUUCAGCACGAGCAGUUCACCCGGAGAUAUUGAGGCAGUGCAUGGCAUAAGAUUUCUCAAUGCCCUGAUGUUGAUCUUCUCCCACAAAUCGAUGGCCAUGUUCUUUAAUCCGUACAAUAAUCGAACAGCCAUGUCGGAGAGUUUGGGUCAACCAUGGACAGUGAUUGGACGUGCUGCCUCUCUAUAUACUGAUCCAUUUUUACUAUUCAGCGGUAUGCUGACCUCGUAUUCAUUAUUUGGACGUCUGAUGAAGCAGCAGCCGAUCCGUCUAAAGAAUGAGUAUAUAAGUCGUUUAAUGAGAAUUGUGCCCCCACUAGCCGCUCUGAUACUCUUCUGCACAUAUGUUCUACCACUUUGGGGAUCGGGUCCGCAAUGGAAUCUGGUUGUGGGACAUCAUGCGGAUAUUUGCAAGAAACAUUGGUGGCGCAAUCUUCUCUUUAUACACAACUAUUUUGGUUUUAGCGAAAUGUGUCUGACCCAUACACAUCAUUUGGGCAUUGAUACGGAACUGUUUGCUGUGGCUCCCAUCUUCAUAUUGGGUCUCUGGCGUUGGCCACGACGUGGUCUCUUUGCGCUCCUUCUGCUGUGUACGGUGGGAACAGCAGCACGUUACUAUACGACAAUUGUUAAUCAAUUGUCCAACUACAUUUACUUUGGCACCAACAUUCAACGUCUUUUCCGCACUGCCGACUAUAUGUAUUCGUUUCCACCACAUCGUUCGACUGUCUAUAUAAUGGGCAUACUUUUGGGUUAUGCUUUACGUAAAUUCCAGGGUAUCAAAUUAUCCAGUGGACAGUUGCGUUUGGGCUGGCUGGGUGCCACGAUCUGUCUGUUGGCCUCUGUGCUGGGCCCUGCCCCCAUGGGUGACAUCAAUUAUGUCUAUAAUUCCACACAUGCGGCCAUCUAUGCCGCCUUCGCUCCCAUUGCCUGGUGUCUGUUCUUCUCCUGGAUUGUCUUUGUCUCACACAAUGGCUAUAAAAAUAAAUUCACCCAGAUCUUCUCCUGGCGCGGUUUUCAGGUAUCCACAAAGCUCUCGUAUGCCAUUUACCUGACACAGUUCCCCGUCUUCUUCUAUAAUGUGGGUCGAAGGCGACAUAUACAUCAUUACUAUAAUUUUGUAUCGAUAAUUCUGGAUACCAAUGAAUUUAUAUCGAUAUUUUUGGCCUCGGUGGCCCUAACAGUGCUCUUUGAUGCACCCUUCCAAAAUAUAAAAAAGCUGCUCAUUAAGCGGCCUGCUCCCGCCACUUCUUCUUCUUCGUCGUCAUCAUCAUCAUCAGCCAAAGCGGCGGCAACGCCGACGACAACGACGUCCAAUGGAAUAGGAAAGGCAGCGGCGGAGGUGCCGGCGACGACACUGGCUACUGCCUCUCAUCCGCAUGCCGAUUAGUUAGUUACCUUCUUGUGCAUUGCAUUAACUUGUAAAUUGUCUUAGCAUUUAGUUACAAUGUAUUUAAUUAGUCCUGCUAUCCCCGCUCCGCCCAUCCCGUCCUCUAGUUUUUAAUGGAACGCUUUAUACAUUGUAAAUUGUAAUUUUAGUCAAAUCGAGCGAAAACGAAACUAUUUCGUAGUCAAACGCAAAAUAAAACCAAUCACUGCUUA